GGGGCGGGGGAGGGGGCCCGGGGCGUUCCAUCUGCUGCUCCUGGGGUUGCGCGGGUGAGUGUGAGUGUGUGUGCGUGCGUGUGCGCGUGCGCGCGGGGUCGUGCCGCGCGUGUGCCCAGGGAGGAUGGCAGCGUCCGGCGCGGAAAAAAGCAACAAGAAGAAAACCGAGAAGAAGCUCGCGGCCCGGGAGGAGGCCAAGCUGCUGGCGAGCUUCAUGGGCGUCAUGAAUAACAUGCGGAAGCAGAAAACUCUGUGUGAUGUGAUUCUCAUGGUCCAGGAGAGAAAAAUCCCUGCUCAUCGAGUUGUUCUUGCUGCGGCCAGUCAUUUUUUUAACUUAAUGUUUACAACCAACAUGCUGGAAUCAAAGUCUUUUGAAGUUGAGCUCAAAGAUGCUGAGCCAGAUAUCAUUGAGCAGCUGGUGGAGUUUGCUUACACUGCCCGGAUCUCCGUGAAUAGUAACAACGUGCAAUCUUUGUUGGAUGCUGCAAACCAGUAUCAGAUUGAGCCUGUGAAGAAGAUGUGUGUGGAUUUUUUAAAAGAACAAGUUGAUGCUUCCAAUUGUCUUGGUAUAAGUGUUCUAGCUGAGUGCCUUGACUGCCCUGAACUGAAGGCUACAGCUGAUGACUUCAUUCAUCAGCAUUUCACUGAAGUUUACAAAACAGAUGAAUUCCUGCAACUUGAUGUCAAACGUGUAACCCACCUUCUGAACCAGGACACCUUGACUGUGAGAGCAGAGGAUCAGGUCUAUGAUGCUGCAGUCAGGUGGCUGAAAUAUGAUGAACCCAACCGGCAGUCAUUCAUGGUUGACAUUCUUGCUAAAGUCAGAUUUCCUCUCAUAUCAAAGAAUUUCUUAAGUAAAACAGUACAAGCUGAACCACUAAUUCAGGACAAUCCCGAGUGCCUUAAAAUGGUGAUAAGUGGAAUGAGGUACCAUCUGCUUUCCCCAGAGGAUAGAGAAGAGUUGGUAGAAGGCACACGGCCUCGAAGGAAAAAACAUGAGUAUCGGAUCGCCCUGUUUGGAGGAUCCCAACCACAGUCCUGUAGAUAUUUCAAUCCAAAGGACUAUAGCUGGACCGACAUCCGCUGCCCUUUUGAAAAGCGCAGAGAUGCAGCUUGUGUCUUCUGGGACAAUGUAGUUUACAUUUUGGGAGGUUCUCAGCUUUUCCCUAUAAAACGGAUGGAUUGCUAUAAUGUUGUCAAAGACAGCUGGUACUCCAAACUUGGACCUCCGGCACCUCGAGAUAGCCUAGCAGCCUGUGCUGCAGAAGGCAAAAUUUAUACAUCUGGAGGCUCAGAAGUAGGAAACUCUGCUUUAUACUUGUUCGAAUGCUAUGACACCAGGACAGAAAGCUGGCACACAAAGCCAAGCAUGCUGACUCAGCGCUGCAGCCAUGGGAUGGUGGAAGCCAAUGGUCUCAUCUAUGUUUGUGGUGGAAGUCUGGGGAACAAUGUUUCUGGAAGAGUCUUGAAUUCCUGUGAAGUUUACGAUCCUGCCACAGAGACGUGGACUGAGCUAUGUCCAAUGAUUGAAGCCAGGAAGAAUCAUGGACUGGUGUUUGUAAAAGACAAGAUAUUUGCUGUGGGCGGUCAAAAUGGCUUAGGUGGUCUGGACAAUGUGGAAUAUUAUGAUAUUAAGCUGAAUGAAUGGAAGAUGGUCUCACCAAUGCCAUGGAAGGGCGUAACGGUGAAAUGUGCAGCAGUUGGUGCCGUAGUUUAUGUCUUGGCCGGUUUCCAGGGUGUGGGUCGUUUAGGACACAUCCUUGAAUAUAAUACUGAAACAGACAAGUGGGUUGCCAACUCAAAAGUCCGAGCUUUUCCAGUGACGAGCUGUUUAAUUUGUGUUGUUGAUACCUGUGGAGCAAAUGAAGAAACGCUUGAAACAUGAAGUGUUCCCACGGACAAGAUAUUUUCUGAGUCUCUGAAAACAAUGGCUCCGAGCCCCUGUGCUUCCUUCUGACAUUUUUGUUACAUUUUUUUAAACUAAAAUUUGUAAUUGAAGUAAAAUCCCUAUAAAAUGCUUGUUUUAUGUGGGUUUUCUUCCUUCACAAUCUAGCAAGAAUAAACUUGCAAAAUUGCAGGUACUCAGUGAAAAUAGAAGUUGCUGACCAAGUGUGUUUGGCCUUGCAACUUUUCAGGGCCAGAUGUGGUCAUAGGGUUGUGAGAUGAGAUCAUUAGGAAAAUGGAGGUAAUUCAGCUCUCAUUGAAGGCCCUGGGCAGCCUGCUGUAAUUCACAGUUUCUGCUAAGAUCAUAGCAGCAGUUGAGUCAAGGCCAAGGUGAGUUGAUAGAACAACUUGGCUUUUACUUAUACUUGGAUAUUAGCUCAAAUAUUAAGGAAAUGUGGUUAGUUCAUUUGUCAGUGCCCAAAGAGUACUGCUGGCAAGUACAUUUAGUCCAACCUUAGGUAUGGUGCACACACAUACACACGUCUCGGAUAGAAAUCCAAAUAACGUUUGUCCAACUCUUUACCGAAUACAGAUCAGCUGAAUGCUUUUCAUAUUACCCUGCUAGGAUGUAAACUCAAACUUUGAAGCUUAGGUUCUUUGCUUUAUUGCUAAAAUACCUAAUGCCACACUCAUAGGUUAAAAGAAAUCUCUGCAUUUCCAUCUCUGCUUUCAGUCGAAUACUCCCAUUAAGCCCCAGGAUGAAGCUGUUUAAAACACACUUCUAGAUUGCCAAGGAUAACAUUAAUAAUUGUUCUAUGUGUGUCAGUUGUUAAGCUUCACACUUCAUUAAACCGUUAUUGAUCUCUUCUUAGAGGACAGAGUUCACCUAAGAUGUCUUCUACCCAGUAUCCUCUGAAGCGGUCUGUAAAAUGUCAACCUUCAGGACUUAAUGUCUUUUCCAUAUUUCAGCUUUCAAGAUUUGAUGUCUUUUCCAUAUCUGCCACUACAUGGCUAAUCGCAUCUUUAGGAAUCCUUUCCAUGAAGCUCUUCCUAGUAACAACUAGUUACUGGUAUUUUUAAGGAGUCAUUUAAGCCGUCGGUCAUCAUAGUCAUAGCUGAUAUAAUUAAUAUCCUUGUUUAACUGAAGGUAGACUGGGCUCGAUUUUGCCUUUUCUGGGUUAUAAACAUUGUGUUCAAUUAGCAUUUGUUUCUUAAGUUUGUAAAAUACUUUUGUAUUUUUAUUUUCAUUGUAUUCAAUGAUGUUGUUACUAUUCUAAAUCCCUAAUUUCAGAAAUUAAAAAAAAGAAAAAACCA
Molecule: messenger RNA, 3198 nt
Organism: Trichosurus vulpecula (common brushtail)
Lineage: Eukaryota; Metazoa; Chordata; Mammalia; Diprotodontia; Phalangeridae
Gene: KLHL7
Product: kelch like family member 7
Exons: 11
Coding region: 125-1885 (586 amino acids)
Biological process (GO): protein ubiquitination
Cellular component (GO): Cul3-RING ubiquitin ligase complex
Molecular function (GO): protein binding
Source: RefSeq, a predicted model, not a curated record